Molecule: messenger RNA, 7744 nt
Organism: Hermetia illucens (black soldier fly)
Lineage: Eukaryota; Metazoa; Arthropoda; Insecta; Diptera; Stratiomyidae
Gene: Mnt
Product: mucin-17
Exons: 9
Coding region: 1499-5479 (1326 amino acids)
Biological process (GO): regulation of transcription by RNA polymerase II
Molecular function (GO): protein dimerization activity; DNA-binding transcription factor activity, RNA polymerase II-specific; RNA polymerase II cis-regulatory region sequence-specific DNA binding
Source: RefSeq, a predicted model, not a curated record
GCCAUAGAUUCGAUUCAUUCGCGAAUCUGUCGCGAAGUCGGACACUUGCUUGUUCUGUUGAUUUUCUAGGGUCUCUGGUUGACUGGCAGUGGGAGCUAGUCAGCAAUCCAGAUUGAGUUUUGACCACGGUCUAGAUGUCCUUCAGAGCCAGUGCAUUUGGUCUGCGUUCCUGUAGUUUUCGAUAGAUUUAUCUGCAUCCUGCUUAGAUUAGUGGGAAUUUAUUGAAACGGUCGUGUUCCGUGUGCAUCGCAGAGUAUAUAGUGAGUGCCGUCCGUUCUAAGACUCUUACUCAGUGCAUUGUUUACGGCAGGUUUUGGAAGCAAUUGAUUAGUUGCGGUAGCUGGUCCUCCUCCAAAAACUCGUUAUUGUGGGUUGCCUUGUGAAGUACGACAAAUAUUUAAUCUGCUCACGCCGGGAGUCAUGUGCAUGUGUCGUAAUUCCUUUCAGUUGAGAUUGCGAACAGUCGCUGAGGGUUCCGCAGAACAGUUAACCCGGGUCAAGAACGAGCCGAGUGAGUAAGUUUCCCUGCAACAGAUGAUUGUAGACAUUCAACCGGAAUGAUUGGUUGCCGAUUCCGUUCGGUUAGGUGGAACUACGUUGCGGUGAUUACGGGGAGCUCUAGUGCGGACCGACUUAUCAGUGUUUGAUUUCGGAUUACAUGAACGGACGCAACAAAUAGAUUGGAAGUUGUAGAGCCAACUUACUGCACUCGAGGUGGAAAUAUUGAACUUUCCAUUCGUGCUCGAUGAAUGAGGGAAAUUCAUGGGAAGUAGACAGUCGCUGUUCAUCAGGUUUGCAAAGAGCGGUCCCUUGGAGUGAUAUACUCGGGAAAAAACAGAAAUUUUUCCAUCGAUAUUUAAUGAAGAAGCAUGCGUGGAACUGUUCUUGAGAUUGGAUUGUGUUAUUAUGGGUCGCAGUUUAUAAACAAAAAUCAUCAAGGACUCGUCGAAGCCUAGGAGAACUACUGGAACAAUGAGCUAAAACUGUAUCACAAUUCAGGACUGCUUCUGAUAAAAUCGUGACUUUAUCAAAUGGCGUGGGAGUGCUACUGAAAUAAUCAAGGAAUAAAACGAAAUGAAAUUAUAAAUAAAAAGAUCUCAAGCUAGCAACGCUCGAAGAACCGAAAUAAACUACAAACCAUUGCACAAGAAAAGUCCCAUCUGUAAAAGAUACUCUUACGCUCUCCCCGUCUAAUCCGAAGAGAAUCGUUAAAAUUAUUUUUGAUUUUCUGAAUUUCUUUUUCCAUACUUUUUUUUGACAGAAUUGUGUUCAGUGUUUUCGGUAUUUUUAAAUAAAGUUCGGGGAUGUUUCCGUCAUAAAAUUUGAAUCGUUGUGUAGUUGUCCUCCGCUACUAGAGCAACAGUAAAUGAAGGCAAGCGCGCAUCAUAAUAGAGUGUCCCAUGGCGAAUAGAAAGUGUAACUUUGCAACGACAGGGCGGAGGUGAUUUCGCCUUUUAAUCAGUAGAAUUGUGACGAACCCUCGAAGGAAGGUAGAACUAUGCAAAAUCGCGAAAAGGAUACUCGAAAUGUUAGCCCCAAAAGUGCAAGUAACAAGAGGACGAGUUCUCCUUUGGAAUACAACACAAGGAUAACGCGACCGUGUCUAUCACAACCCGCACCCUCACUGGGCGGUGUACCUUAUUGGUCACUUGCACCGAGAGAUCUAUCUGUUGCCUCGUCUGUCAGUGGCCUACCAGCCCCUCCUUUCAGUGCUAGUGCAAUUCUAACCGAUAUCGGGAUAUGUGUUCGGAUGCAGAAUGUUCAUUUGACGAAUGUCCAUUCGCAACGUGGUCUCUCAACAAUGCCACUACCCUUGACCCAAGCAUCGCCUAAGAAACAACUUAACAGUUGCCACCUAAACCCUCAUGCUCUUCUUAACGCGAACACAAAUAGCAAAAUGAUAAUUAAUAACAAUCAGAAUUUAAGCUGUGAUAUUAUACCGAGCUGUUGUAAUUUUAGUAAAUUCCAAAAAGUCAGCGACAUAAUUACGAACGGUGAAAAGUUCACUGUCAGUGAUUUUAGCACUAAACAAAAACCACCAGAAAAUAACGUAAACGGAUUAGAAAACGAACGUGUUCCUAAUAACGUUGAAAUGAGCAGAAAUCAUAGUAGUAAAAACAUUCCGUGUGGAUCCGUAAAACAAGCAAUUGCACCCUUGCAACAGUCAGAUACUCCACUGCCACGAAAUUCCAUUAGCAAGUGUAAGAUGGAUGAUGAUUCGACAAUCGCGAUAUCGCGACAAUCAGCAGCAAUAACAUCUCCCGUUCAUCAGAAAAAUCAAUUACAAAACAACCACUGUCUCAAUCAAAAGGAGCAGCAAAAUAUUGAAACUGUACCGUCGCCGAAACCUUGUAAGGAUACCCAAGGAGAUCGACGGGAAAAUAUCGACACAAUUGCUACACCGCCCCCGAAAAAGAAAUGGAUUCGUCACUAUAUGAUGGCAGAAGAGCCAUGUAGAAAUGGUGAGCAUCCACUUGCGUCACAACCACCUUCCUCCUAUCUAUUGAUCUCGGCCAAGAAUGAAAACGGCACUGCGUCAGGCGCUGUGACCAGCACUCAGCUCAGUGAUCAAGUCAAUAGUAAUAGCAAAGCUGAAAAUUGUGAUCCAUUUUUGCAUCAUUGCAACAAUAAAAUCAACAACGCUAACAACAAAACCGAGAUCGGCAGCAAAUGCAGGCCUGCAGAUCAGGUGCUGCCAUCUCUGCAGCCGACGUCGUCACCGCCGUCAGCGUUGAACGCUGCGUAUCCCCCGGGAUCGAGUAGACUACUAGUAACCCCAUCGUCCCGAUCCCCACUUCCAUACACACCACCAUCCAAAAUAAAGAAAAUCACCCCGUUAACGCCACCACCAACGUCUAGUAGAAAAUUAGUAGAAAUAACGCGAACACGAAGCUCAUCACUUUCUUCAACGAACUUUACAGCUAACGUGGGAAGUGGCGCAGUCUCCUUAGCGCCUGUAACGGGGGCCACCCACCAGACACCAAUGGGACUAUCAACCGUGGUAGCAGCUGGAACGGCCGCGACCGCAGCGGAAGGAGCAACCGCGGUGGCGGCCACGUCGCUUCUGCACAGCAGGAUUGUGGCCAACGGCGGAGGCGGUGGAAAUGUCCUUGCGAAUUCGGGAACAGAGGAUUCAUCUCAGUCUAGCCUUAAUUUAUCAUCGAGCGGUUAUCUAAGUGGCAGUAGUGCAAAUUCCAGUGUCGGCGUAUCGUCGUCAUCUUCAAAUUUAAACAUAAGCAAUUCAUCAACGUCGUCCCUGACGCCGGCGACGGUCGCAGGACUUGGCAAUUUGAAUGGGAACGGAGCAAAUGAGCAUCAAUUGCCAGGACAGGCGGCAGCAACAACAGGACGAAGACGGACGACCAGCACGAACAGUAGUGGUGGUAAACAACGUAGCCCAUGCAUUCUUAGAGCAGGCACCCGUGAGGUACACAACAAGCUGGAGAAACAUCGUCGAGCGCAUCUGAAGGAAUGCUUCGAACAGCUCAAGGUCCAAUUACAACUACACGAUGAGGAACGGAAGAAGACAUCGAAUCUAGCAAUUCUCGGAGCUGCCUACCGUCAUGUAAUGAGCUUGAAGAAAAAGGGACGAGAACUGGAACAACAAGUGGAACAAUUAGCCAAGGAAAAAAUCAAUUAUCAGAAGAGGAUAUUGAAUCUAAAGCGAGAAUUAUCCGCCAGGCAUGAUUUCGAUUUCUCUAGUGUACCAUCAGAUAGUGAAAUGAUGCAAGGAGAAAGAGAUAGCUUAAGUGAUACUCUGUCAUCAGCACGUGGUAGUGCGACCAGAUACAGCUCAUCAAGCUCACUUUCGAGUGCCACAACAGUGCCGUCACCGUCAGGUUCGGGAUCUGGCAACAUGACACAGUCUGGCCUGACAACACGUGCGAUAUCUCCUCAAGUGUCAAUGCCUACGUCGUUGUCAACAAUAACGACACUACAUACACCACCGAGCCCAUCAAAUCACCCACAUCAUAUUCAUCAGCAGCAAAUGUCGAAAUCAAUGAAUCCUGAUACCAUCAUUGGAAACUCUGUGCCUCUUUCCUUAACAACAAAACAAAUGCCACGCAGCUCACCAACACCUUCAACACCGUCGCCAUCAUCAUCAUCGAUGAACGGUAUCCCACCAUCAUCGCCGAAUGUUUCAUCAUCCGGAUCGCCUUCAUCGAUAUCGAUGUCGUCCCUAUCAACAUCCCCACCGAUUAUUAUACCACAAUCGCCACUAGGAGGGACAUUGGGAGGGUCUGCAACUUCACCAGCGCCAGUUCCAAUUAGUCUUAAAAUUACAAACGUUCCAAAUGGUGUUAAGGUGCCUCAAACGGCGUCAAUCAUAUCGUCCUUGUCGACAUCAUCUCAACACAUCCCACCGUCAUCUUCACCGUUGUUCUCCUCGUCUGCAUCGAAUCUAACAAUUAUCUCAUCGACAACAAACAAUUCGUUAGGUUCGUCCCUAGCAUCUAUGACAGUCGCUCCGGUAGCGACUUCAUCGCCACCAGUUCUCAAUUACACAACAAGUGAAAACAGUAUUUUAUCUGCAACGCCAUUGACAACUGCAACCACCAUUAAUUCGGGAAUGCCAUUGAAUUUGAAUGCUUCAGCUUCCCUACCGCACGUACAAAUAGUUCAUGCCGGUAAAAAUGGCAUUUGUCGGAAGCCGAACGACUUUCACGAACCGUCAAUAAUCUCCGCGUCAAUAGUAGCGACCCAACAGCCACAGCAUCAAUCACAUUCGUCCGUAUCAGGCGUUUCAGCGUCGCAAAUUAUAGUAACUAACAAUGCAUCGACCGCUACUACGAUCACAACCAAAGAAAAAAUAUCAGAAAGCGGAGAACAACAUGGAACAAAGUGCAUCAAUCUGGUUAACAGUAUCCCUCUGACAUCUCUGGAUCAAGCGACGCUUUCCUCGUCAGUAAUUUUCCCAAUGCUUUCUGAUUUCAACAGCCAGAGCAUCCGGUUUCCUCCAAGAAUUGCAUUUGAAGUACAACAACAACCAAGAAAUCCACCUACAUCAACGGCCAGGUUAUUGGUUGGUGCAGCGACCGCGGUCAGUACACCAUCAAGAACAGGUCCUGGUGUUGGAUCGGCGGUUGUCAACUCGACAGAGUCGGCUCGAUUGCCCGGUGGUGCUGAAGUAAACAUUCUACCGCCCAAUGGGAAAAUGGCUCUUCUGAAUAAUGGAAUUGCUUUGAAAGGUGCCGACGGAGUAGGUACAAACGGACGCGCGGUACAUGUUGUGACUCCUAUACAGCCACGUAUACCAAUUGUUGUUUCUCAAACACAUUUGGCACAAUUACCCAAUGUUAACUUAACGGUUGCUGGAAGACAACUGCCUAUGAUCAAUACUCAGUACCUAAACUCAAUGGAACCACCGGUGGUUGUAGCCGUAACCAAUAACCAGACGGCAUCCACCCUGUCAUCAGUCCCGAACACAGCGACUUCGGUUGCAGUAGCAACUGCAACGGCCAAUGGAGGUGUUUCAUAGAAAACAGGACAUCCGUACACCGCAUAUUACGUGUAAAAUACAAAAUCAACCACAAUACAAUAACAGUAACCUAGAACAGAAUCAAACGAUAAUAGAAAGCAAAAUACAGUCUACUGUCUCUAUCUACAAAGCAAGAAAUUACUCUAAAACUUUAACUUAGUAAGGAUCGAAAGUAUGAACAUAAAUUUUAAUCUAAAGAGAAAUGUAUAAAAGUAAGAAGAACAUUGAAGUAAUUGCAAUUAACAAGUAUAAAAGAAACCUAAACCUAGCGAAGGAACCUAGAAAUAAACGGGAAGUAAGAAGUAACGAUAGUUUUGCAGAGUCUUUUGCGCAGGGAACCUGUGAAAUCAUGAGAACAUGAGAACAUGUAUAUAAUACAAAAAGGAAUACGUGGAAACAAUUAGCUUGUAAGUGAAACCAAGAAUGUACGUAUGUAGUUGUGAGGCAUUUUAGAAUGAAAAGAAAGUCCGUCGAGUGUGCCCUGCGUCCCCGCCGUUGCAGCAACCAAGGGGCGCGCACACCAAGUUAAAACAAGACACUCUGAAACGAAGUGAAACCAGAGGUAACUAAGCAAAGGCAGAGAAUCGAACUCGGAUACAUAUUUUUAAAAAAAUGUAUUUUUUAAUAGUUGAAGUAAAAGGCAAAGCAGAAAUUACAUUACUUUUAGAUAUUUUUCCAAGCAGAUGCAUGAAGCGAAGGAGGAUCGCCCGGAGAAGCACCGGGAGACCGCUCCCUCGCAGAUCCAGGCGCAGAAAUCAUGCAAAUGGUGGAGUCUGAACAUUGGGUUUAAUGUGGGAACUAUUGCGAACGUAUCUAAUGAUGGUCACUUGCGAAUACGAGGCGAGAAUAUGAUUAAACACAAAAACAAAACUAAUGAAUUAAAUAAUAUUAAAGGAUAGAGUAGGAUGGAAUAUGCAUUUCUAAAUAUCGUGUACAUAGAACCAGGGUCCGAAACUGCUGAGAAUAUUCGUCUAGCGUUGAAAAAAACAAGCAAAAGUGAAAAAUUCUAAACACAUUUUAUCUGUAUCUUCUAAAAUUCAUUUUUGUUUCCACCUCAAUCAAAGCCCACACAUUUAUACGUUUUGACUGUCCUUCUCCUUCCGCUAGGAGAAGGACGACUGUAGAUUCUUUGUGGGGACGCGUUUCUAAAUUAAAUUUUUGACUGGAAAAACGCAAACGCGUAGGAAUCGUUGUAAAUAUUUAUCUAUUUUGUAUUAUUUGUAAUUUAUAUUGAGAAAAGGUCCCAGAGAUGUGAACCGUAUCGAAUGGAAUAUGAAGGAAAAGCAUGGUUAACAUACGAUGGAGGAAAUCCUUUGAGGAAAUGUCGGUUGAGUGGAGAGGAAAAGGAACGGAUGAGGGGAGCAAAACCUUUAAUUUACCAAGCAAACGUGGGACUGGUUUGGUAUUUAUUGCAACAUAUCUUUGUGUUUUUAUAUUUUGAAAUAUAUUUUCGUUACGUUUUGAGAUCUCUAUUUGGAUGUGGCUGGAAAACUCUUGACUCUCACCGGGUGGAGUAGAUUCAACCCACCCCUUUGCCUAUAUAUCUGAAUAUCGAAAAUAUCUCUUUUAAAAAUAAUAUGAAUUUCGGUUUUUCGUAUUUACGGGUUCCUAAAGAGUUGAACCUUGAGUUUGCCACUACUGCCCUUCCACUAACUUAUCGGUCCAUUCUUCCCUGCCCAACAACGAUUUCCUCCCGAAAAUUUAGCGAUGUCGUCCUCUAAGUAUAGAACAUUCAAAAGUUGUUACUGGAUAUGCAUAAUUAUCACAAGAACGCUUUCUAAAGAGCAGAAAUGAUUUUGGAUAGCAUGAAGAUGGUUGCGUACCACACCAAUGUAAAAAAGUUUAAUUUUAAAUUCUUUUCUUUUCCUUCUUCCUUUGUUAUAACAUUUACCUUGUAUUAUUAAUGCAUAAUAUUGUAUUUUAUUUAUUUUCUAGGAAGAAAGUUUGUUUAUAUAUUAUAAAUAUGUAAAAGUGAAACUGAAAUUAGGAGGGGAGGUGACGAAAUAAAAAAAACAUAAUAAAAUGAAGAGAAAAAACACAAAGGCAAAAAUAUUAAGAUGUUUAGGAAGUAUGUAUAUGAUAAAUGAUGUAAUAAAUAUGCGUAUGCAGAAUAGAGUUACACAUACACACAACAAAACACAACUGUAUAUAUAUAUGUACGAUGUACGUAUAUAGAGACACCUACACCUAUUAUUAUAUAUGUUUAUAUACAAAAUAGACUUUUUAUUUUUAAAAAUAUACAAUAAUAAUAUUUAUUUAAAAUCG